This is a messenger RNA of Knipowitschia caucasica, 2112 nucleotides long. NCBI's taxonomy places the organism in Eukaryota, Metazoa, Chordata, Actinopteri, Gobiiformes, Gobiidae. The record is from the annotation of a GenBank genome assembly.
AUGUGUGAUAACGGAGACGCUGAGGAUAAGCCUCCUGCUCCACCGGUUCGCAUGAGCAGCACCAUCUUCAGCACCAGCUCUGGAAAAGACUCUCUCUCAGCCAACCAUAGCUCCAAACCUCUGCCCUCUGUCCCUGAAGAAAGGAAACCUCGCAACAAAAUCAUCUCAAUUUUUUCAGGGGCUGAGAAAAGUGGUAGAAAGAAGGACAGAGACAAAGAGCGUCCUGAGAUUUCUCCUCCUUCAGAUUUUGAACACACAAUCCAUGUUGGCUUUGAUGCUGUCACAGGAGAGUUUACUGGCAUGCCAGAGCAGUGGGCUCGGUUACUUCAGACGUCCAAUAUCACAAAGUCGGAACAGAAGAAAAACCCACAAGCUGUGCUCGAUGUUUUAAAAUUUUACGACUCCACAGGGAAUGGACGUCAAAAGUACCUCAGCUUAUCCUCUUCUGAAAAAGAUGCAUACACUCCAGGCCCCCAAUCUCCUGUUAAAAAAGGCACUGAACCUUCUCCAAAUAUUAAAGAUAUUGAUGAUGAUGAUGACGAUGAAACCCCUCCUCCAAUUGUGGCUCCGAGACCAGAGCAUACAAAAAGUGUGUAUACCCGCUCCGUUAUUGAUCCUAUUCCUGCUCCAAGCACUUGCCCUGAUGGUGAUGCAGCCUCUAAAGCAGCCGAUAGGCUGAAAAAGAAAAACAAAAUGUCUGACGAGGAGAUUAUGGACAAACUGCGAACCAUUGUCAGCAUUGGAGACCCUAAAAAGAAGUACACAAGAUAUGAGAAAAUAGGACAAGGUGCAUCAGGAACAGUAUUUACUGCCAUUGAUGUUGCAACUGGUCAAGAGGUGGCUAUCAAACAGAUCAACCUACAAAAACAGCCGAAGAAAGAACUGAUUAUCAAUGAGAUUUUGGUGAUGAAGGAACUGAAGAACCCAAACAUUGUCAACUUUUUAGAUAGUUUCCUAAUGGGGGAGGAGCUGUUUGUGGUGAUGGAGUAUUUGGCAGGAGGCUCAUUGACAGAUGUGGUGACAGAGACUUGUAUGGAUGAGGCUCAGAUCGCUGCUGUUUGCCGAGAGUGUUUACAAGCACUGGAAUUCCUGCAUGCCAAUCAGGUUAUCCAUAGAGACAUCAAAAGUGACAAUGUUUUACUCGGAAUGGAUGGCUCUGUUAAACUCACGGACUUUGGCUUCUGUGCACAAAUUACUCCAGAGCAGAGCAAGAGGAGCACCAUGGUGGGCACUCCCUACUGGAUGGCCCCAGAAGUAGUGACAAGAAAGGCCUAUGGACCCAAAGUAGACAUCUGGUCCCUGGGAAUCAUGGCCAUUGAGAUGGUCGAAGGAGAACCUCCGUAUCUAAAUGAAAACCCAUUGCGUGCAUUGUACCUUAUUGCAACAAAUGGCACUCCUGAACUUCAAAACCCAGAGAAGCUCUCUCCAGUCUUCAGAGACUUUCUUAAUCGUUGUCUUGAAAUGGAUGUGGAGAAAAGAGGUGGAGGCAAAGAGCUCCUGCAGCAUCCGUUCCUGAAGCUGGCUAAGCCUCUCUCCAGUCUCACACCUCUCAUUCUCGCAGCCAAGGAGGCCAUGAAAGGCAACCAUCUGGGGCCGGAAGUAUGCUUUGGACCGGAAACACGUGGCUUGAAAGAUAAAGAUGCUUACUUGCGACUUAACUUUCUAUAUCAGGCAGCGCACUGUGUUUUGGCCCAAAACCCGGACAACAUUGAGCUGGCACGUUUCUACUGCUUCACACAGAAGACCAUCGCCAGACGCUUGGUCCUCAGACAGGAUCCAUCAGUUAAAAGGACCUUAUGUAAGAAGUGUUGCUCCCUCCUCAUUCCAGGUGUCACAGCAACUACUCGACAGAAAAAAAAAAAGUGCAAGGCCCGCUUUACAGUGACGACAUGCCUCAGCUGUGGAGAAAAAAAGACAUUUCUGAAUAAUCCCGAAUAUGUUUUAUGGUGUGAUCGUCCAGAAGCCCAGCUGCAGCAACCCACAGACUCAACUUCUGGCUCAUCAGUUAAAAAUCAACAGAAAUCUAAGAACAACAGACUCUCUACUAAACCCAGUGAACCCCUGGUCAUAGUUGAGGGCUUGGAUGAAGCAGGACCCUCGACUGCAAGUUAG